Molecule: messenger RNA, 1447 nt
Organism: Antrostomus carolinensis (chuck-will's-widow)
Lineage: Eukaryota; Metazoa; Chordata; Aves; Caprimulgiformes; Caprimulgidae
Product: calnexin-like
Exons: 4
Coding region: 109-339 (76 amino acids)
Source: RefSeq, a predicted model, not a curated record
CUCACUGUGGCUUUGCCAGUGUUCCUUGUUGUCCUUUUCUGCUGUUCUGGGAAGAAACAGCCAAGUGCUGCAGAAUACAAAAAGACUGAUGCUCCUCAGCCUGAUGUGAUGGAUGAGGAGAAAGAAGAAGAAAAAGAUAAAGGGGACAAGGAAGAGGAGGAGGAAGAAGAGGAAGCAAAUGAGGAAAAGCUAGAAGAGAAGCAGAAAAGUGAUGCUGAUAUAGGAAGUGCUAGUCAAGAGGAGGAGGAAGAGGAGGAGGAAGAAGACAGGAAACCUGCAUCAGAGGAGGAGGAGACUGUGAAUAGAUCACCCAGAAACAGAAAGCCAAGGAAAGAUUGAAAAAAGUCGUAAGAACUUGAUCUGUGAUUUUUUUUCUUUUUUUUUUUUUUUUUUUUUUGGAAACAUGGUUCUGGGAGAGGACCUUGGACACCUUACAUUGAAACUUGGACAAACCUCAAGAUUUCACCAUCCACAGGUUCCAGUCACACUAUCCAAUGUAAUGGAGUGUCUAGCAGUAAAAUAUUUGCAAUCAUCUGUUUUAAAGAACAUCAUUCCUGUAGAAAGAAUGCAUUUAAUAUAAUGGGAUGUGGAUUUUGGAAUGUAACAUAACUAACCUUUUCAUUUUUUUUGUUUUAAAUAUUCUUUUCUGUUUUUAAGUAGAUUGGUAGGACUUUUCUGGUCUCAAACCUUGGCUUAAUUUAAUAUAUUAAUUAGUGAAAAAUAACAAUCUUGAAAGUGCUAGGUGAUAAAAUGCAGUUUUAUAACUAGUUUUUUUUACAAAUAUGUAAAUUCCUAAAUGCACCAAUGUCUUUAUAUCCCUUAAAAUUUGAUAAUCGUGUAAAGAAAAGUUGUCAAUGUAUUUGACAACCCCUCUGCCCUGAAAAGAAAAGUGGAGGGGAUGUAUGGGGGAAACAAGUAGUGAAACUCUCUAAUCAACUUCAUUCUUUUGGGGGGAGGGGAAAGAGGAAGAAGGGGUGGAAGGAAGGAGUUAGUCUAUAGAAUAUACAUACUGUGCAUGGCUAAAGCCCUGUUAAAUGUUGACAAACGAUCUAGGAUUUGGAGUGGGUCAUCUUAAUGUGACGUUUAAUCCUGCGGACCUUGCAAAUAAUGGAUUUUGUUAGUUCUUGAACUCUUGUUUGUAAAGCAAAUGGAUUGCUGGGGGCGGGGUUAGGCUACUUCCCCCUUUCCCCUCUGUUUGGCCACUGAUGCUUUUGUUUCUCUGUGACUGUACAGCUUUUUCUGAGUGCAGCUUUGCCUCAGUUAUUGAAGUGCUUCAUGUUCAGCUCAUCAUCGAACUCUGUUUUUAUAGCUAGGCCUACUCCUUUCCAGGGUCCAAACACUGGAUAGGACAGUGUCCCAUAUCCUCUCACUGUUAUCACUGUAUGUCUACUCCUGUAGGAAUGGAGGAGGUAGUCACGUAGACAAGUUGAACUGAGUAUUUGUAAAG